Molecule: messenger RNA, 1446 nt
Organism: Penicillium verhagenii
Lineage: Eukaryota; Fungi; Ascomycota; Eurotiomycetes; Eurotiales; Aspergillaceae
Product: indoleamine 2,3-dioxygenase
Exons: 2
Coding region: 1-1446 (481 amino acids)
Biological process (GO): 'de novo' NAD+ biosynthetic process from L-tryptophan
Cellular component (GO): cytoplasm
Molecular function (GO): indoleamine 2,3-dioxygenase activity; heme binding; metal ion binding
Source: RefSeq, a predicted model, not a curated record
AUGUUGCCUCCGGUACCCUCACUGUUGGAAUAUGGCAUGUCCCCGGAGACUGGAUUCCUGUCACCGGAGCCACCGCUGGAAGCUUUGCCAAAUCCUUAUUACCACAAGUGGGAGGCGAUUGCCGCAAACCUGCAACCCUUGCUCUUGAGUAAACGCGUCCGAGGUAUUGUGCAUCACUUACCCGUGCUGUCAACCAAGUACCUGCAAACAGAUGCCGAGUGGCGUCGGGCAUACGUUGUUCUGGUGUUUAUGUUACACAGCUAUGUAUGGGGUGGUGACCGUCCUGCCGAGAGAAUCCCUCCACAAUUGACAGUGCCUCUAUUCGAGGUCUGUGACCGCCUAGAGGUCCCCCCAGUAGCAACAUACGCUGGCGUGUGUCUCUGGAACUACAAACCAAUCUUCCCGGACGAACCAACCGACGACCUAGAUAACCUCGCCUGUCUCCAAACCUUCUCCGGAUCCAUAGAUGAACAAUGGUUCUAUCUUGUCUCAGUAGCCAUCGAGGCCCGCGGUGCCCCCUCAAUCCCCCUUAUGCUGGAGGCCAUCACUGCCGCCCGCGCCGGCAAAGCCCGUGUAGUAACCGAAUGCUUACAACGACUUGCCGAAAUAAUAGACGAGGUCAACUCUCUCCUACAACGCAUGUACGAUAAUUGCGACCCAUAUGUCUUUUACAACCGCAUCCGCCCCUAUCUUGCUGGCAGCAAGAACAUGACCGACGCAGGCCUACCAAACGGUCUUUUGUACGACGAUGGCCACAACGAGCCUGAGUACAGGCAGUACGGCGGAGGCAGUAAUGCCCAGAGCUCGCUGAUUCAGUUCUUCGACAUCGUGCUGGGUAUAGAGCACAGGCCAACGGGAGAGCCUCGCAAGGAGACUGAGAAUGCCUCACCAGACAGCCCCAAGUCCCGAAACGGGUUCAUUCACGAGAUGCGCUCGUACAUGCCUGGCCCGCACAGACGCUUCCUGGAACAUGUUGAUUCGAUUGCCAAUAUUCGAUCUUUUGUUGAGGCUCGACGUGCUGACCCGGCUCUUCGGUUGGCGUAUGAUACUUGUCUGGGCAUGUUGCGUGCCAUGCGUGACAAGCAUAUCCAGAUUGUCUCACGCUAUGUCAUUGUACAGGCGCACAGUGCUCGUCGAAAGACACAGGAAGCCCAGCCCAGCCAGCCUACGCCGCAGAAUUUGGCUACUGCGGCCCCGGCUGAUAACAAAAAGCUGCGGGGAACGGGGGGUACCGCACUUAUUCCGUUCCUGAAGCAAGCACGUGACGAGACGGGAGAGCCGGCCAUGGAUGCCUGGGCACGACGACUUCUUAGCAGCGGGCCUAAGGUUGCAGGAUCUGCGGCUCUGAGUAAAGUUGGCGAGCAUCCCGAUGGGCAUCUGGAGGUUGUUGGCCUCUGUGGCACAUGGACAGCCGAUGACAGCGAGGGAGGGAUCUGCAACUGGUGA